GAAAUAUUCUUCCUUCCUUCCCACCAUCAUGGCGAAGAAAUCCAGAAAAAAGGAAAAUUCGAUCACUCGUCCGACCUUGGUCGCGUUGAAGGGCAUACAAGCGUAUAUCAAGAGCGUCGCAGGUUUGGCUUCGACUGUGCUGGAGAUCAUCGACACAGCCUCUACGAAUAGAAAGGAUAUCGAUGAAUUCGUCGAGCGCAUCUGGAAUACGAUCACCACGUUAAAAACCGUUGCAGAUCGGUACUCUAGAGCAGGUAACGGGGACGUGUCUGACGUUCAAGGAGUGUGCGACGAUUUUCAGCAGUGCCUCGAGGAGAUCCUCAGCGAGAUGCGUGAAAUACAGAAGGGGAGCGCUGAUAAGAGCAGGAUAAUGCAGUAUCUGAUGAUCACAGACGUGCGCGAUAAGAUCGACAGUUUUGUACAGCGGGCCGGUAACCUACAGAGAGACUUCGAUAUAUACCGGGACAGUCGUCGAAACACGUGCCAUUGCGUUGUCGAUUCGUCAUGACAUGAACUCCGGCUUUGGCGCUAUAAAAUCCUCGCUCGAUCGUCUACAUAUAGCAACCAAAGAUGGACGUAUGAGCCUCGAGCAGCGUCUAUAUGCUGUCCUUCGGGACGAUCUACAUCCUGUUAUAUCUAGCAACCAUGACGAACUGCUUACGGCAAUCGAGGCCAGUAAAGGCAUUUACAAAGGCGUGGUACAUACAAUGCGCCAAUUUCCCUAUCCUGAUCUAAGAGACGUCUAGAUUCGAGAAAUUAUAAUGGGAGAAAUUAAUCUUGGACACCGGACAUCUUCUUGCAUAAAAAAUUCCGAUCUAUUCUACAGACCUGAUUUUGUUGAACACAAAUGCAUUGUCAACGGAGAC
This is a messenger RNA of Guyanagaster necrorhizus, 866 nucleotides long. RefSeq lists its product as uncharacterized. The transcript has 4 exons. NCBI's taxonomy places the organism in Eukaryota, Fungi, Basidiomycota, Agaricomycetes, Agaricales, Physalacriaceae. The coding region runs from base 29 to 508 and encodes 159 amino acids. The record is from RefSeq and is a predicted model, not a curated record. Gene Ontology annotation, biological process: cell surface receptor signaling pathway.